Zophobas morio is the source of this 3516-nucleotide messenger RNA. Its product is annotated as metabotropic glutamate receptor 5-like. Gene Ontology annotation, biological process: regulation of synaptic transmission, glutamatergic; G protein-coupled glutamate receptor signaling pathway. Gene Ontology annotation, molecular function: G protein-coupled receptor activity involved in regulation of postsynaptic membrane potential; adenylate cyclase inhibiting G protein-coupled glutamate receptor activity. NCBI's taxonomy places the organism in Eukaryota, Metazoa, Arthropoda, Insecta, Coleoptera, Tenebrionidae. The transcript is spliced from 8 exons. The coding region runs from base 159 to 3050 and encodes 963 amino acids. Gene Ontology annotation, cellular component: plasma membrane; postsynaptic density membrane. The record is from RefSeq and is a predicted model, not a curated record.
GCGUCCUUUUUAACAUCAGUUCGCAAACGACGCCGCCGAAUGACAGUGAAACAUCCACUUGUGGCAAGCACAAACUUCGUGCUUUCAUGAGUUCGAAACUAACCCAUCGAAAAUGACGCACAUCCUCUUCCCCGCCUUCCUACGGUGCCGAAGCCACAAUGCCACCAAACUUCCAGAAUACGGUCGUCCUCUUCAUGUUAGUAAUCCAGCUAUUUGAGCCCUCCUCGUCAACCGCAAACCAAGAUAAACGCAUAUCGGCGUUCUUGAACGGCGAUUUCAUAAUCGGUGCCUUAUUCCCAGUGCACCUACCGCCGUCAUCAACUAAACAACCCGUUGCCAGUUUGGGCAUCAAAUGCGGAAAAGUCCGGGAGCUGUACGGCAUUCAAAGGGUGGAAGUCACGUUCCAGACAUUAGACAGAAUUAAUAAAGAUCCGAACUUACUGCCUAACCUCACAUUAGGGGUGGAGAUACGAGACGAGUGCUGGUACGCUCCGGUGGCCCUCCAGCAGAGCAUCGAGCUCAUAAGGGAUGCCAUCACUCCGGUGUCUUCCUACCUGGACACGUGUCACAACCUCACAGGCGGGCAGCUGACGGGGGAGGCGGGGCAGCGGGGGCCGCUAAUUGGGGUGGUGGGGCCCGGCUCCAGCUCGGUGGCGCUGCAGGUGCAAAACCUUCUGCAGCUGUUCCACAUGCCCCAGGUGGGGUACUCGACGACGUCGAGAGAUCUGUCCGAUAAGAGCAGAUUUAAUUACUUUAUGCGGGUGGUGCCGUCGGAUUACUACCAAGCGCAGGUUAUGCUGGAUAUUGUGAGGCAUUACGGAUGGACGUACGUCUCGGCUGUCAAUACGGAUGAAAAUUAUGGCCAGUCGGGAAUUCAAGCCUUUCGGGAGCUCGCUGAAGAGGUUGACGUAUGUAUAGCACGGGAGGACUCUAUUUUAAGCAAGGCUUCAGACGAAAGCUUCAAUAAAGUCAUUUUGAACUUGAAGCAAGAUCCGAAAGCUUUUGUUGUGGUGUGCUUUUGCGAAGGAUUCACAAUCAGAGGGCUGUUGAAGGCAACGCGGCGCCUCAACAUGACCAACCACUUCUUAUUCCUAGGAAGUGACGGCUGGGCGGACAGAAACGACGUAACUGAAGAAUACGAAGAGGAAGCCUGGGGUGGAUUGUCAAUAAGAAUUCACUCCCCCCGCGUUAACUCCUUCGACAACUACUACUGUUCGUUAAGGCCCAACAACAACACCAGGAACCCAUGGUUUCAAGAAUUCUGGGAGUCGCAGUUUAAUUGCUCGUUAGACGGACACCCAGAAAUCCCCACCACUACAGAAAGCUCCACUGUCAACAAGACGGACUCGAGGAAGCUUUGUAGCGGUGAAGAGAGGUUGUUAGACAACUAUGCACAAGACCCUAAGCUCAGUUUUGUCAUUAAGGCUAUCUAUACUUUCGCUCACGCCUUACACGACAUGCAGCAAGACAAGUGUGGAAACGGAACAACAGGAUUGUGCGAAAAGCUUCUGCCUUUCAACGGAUCUAUGUUUAAGAGUUAUUUGAUGAACGUUUCCUUUGAGUACGAUGAGGAGAUAAUAGAGUUUGAUGAGAACGGGGAUCCACCGGGGCGCUACGACAUCAUGAAUUAUCAAAAGCUAGAAAAUGGAACUUUUGCUUAUGUGCAAGUGGGAAAUUGGCACAAUAAAAGCUUGUCGUGGACCAGACCGGUGCAAUUUGGGAAAUCUACUAUUGUGAAGUCGGUGUGCGCAGAGGAAUGUCCAAAAGGACACUACAAAAACGUCCAGCAAGGCGGAAAGGACAAGCGAUGUUGCUGGGUAUGCGUGCCAUGUCCCAGUGGGGAAAUCCUGAACGAAGAAGGGGAGAGCUGCGACCGCUGCCCACUAGGAUCCGUGCCUGACGAACGAAAACAAACCUGUCUGCGACUGCCCAUAGAACACAUGCAAUGGUGGAACACCCAGGCCAUCGUCGCCAUGAUUUUUGCCUCGCUGGGCUUCCUCAGCACCUUGUUCGCAUUCCUCGUCUUCGUGAAAUACAACAACACUCCAGUCGUCAAGUCUUCCACUAAAGAACUGUGCUAUAUUAUUUUGGCAGGAAUGACAGUUUCUCACGCUAGUAUUUUUGCUAUCCUUGCUAAACCGUCAGAAGUGUCUUGCGCGCUAAGUCGAUUUCUUCCAGGGAUGAGUUUCGCGAUGAUUUAUGCUGCUGUUUUGACUAAAACCAACAGAAUCGCCCGAAUUUUAGCCGGAAGCAAGAAGAGAUUUCCUACAAGAAAACCAUUGUUUAUGUCAGCUACAGCUCAAGUAGUUAUCACGUGUUUUCUAGUAGCUAUUGAAAUCUUCAUCUCGGGAGGGAUGCUCCACUUCCAGGUCCCCACCACCAUACACGUUUAUUCCACCAAGAAAACUCUUCUAGAAUGCGACACAUCGCCUGAAGCAAUCGUCGUUCCUCUCGCCUUUGACUUUUUCCUCAUCAUUCUUUGCACUCUGUACGCUGUCAAAACAAGAAACGUUCCAGAAAACUUCAACGAAGCCAAAUUCAUCGGCUUCGCAAUGUAUACAACCUGCGUAAUUUGGAUAGCUUUUGUGCCCAUCUACUACGGAAGCGAAUCCAAAGUCAUUACUUUGUGUAUGUGUGUCACUCUUAGCGCUUUGGUUAUUUGGGUUUUCUUGUUCGUUCCUAAACUGUACAUAAUUCUCAUCAAACCGGAAAGAAACAACCGUGCUCUUUUCACCACCAGCAAAAGCAUUCGGUGUCAUAUAGGUUCCAGAGUGGCGUCAGCUGUCUCCAACAAGAGUUCUACUAACAGCUGGAAAGACAGUACGACCUCGGGAAGAGAAAAUUUACCACCACAAAAAAGAACUAUGUCGUGUCAAACUGGAAGUGAAUUACUCCAGGUUUUGCUCAACCCGAAAGCCCUCAUGGAACCUUACACGACGACUACCAAUUCGUGUACAUUACCAAAGAUUACAGAGAGAGACUGCUGUGAAGCCGAUAAUUGCCAAGUUAAGAAAAUUAUUAUUGAAUUACCUGACAAUCCAGUUUAUUAGAGUUAGAUAUACAGACUUCAGUCAAUUUUGACCAAAAGUAAAGAGGCAGUUUUAAUUUAUUAUUAACUGUGAUUUAGAUUACGCGAAAUGUUUCUCUAAUAAGUGUGCCAAAAAUGUAAUUUCAGUUUUAGUCAACACAAUAAAGUUGCCUCUUUACCACAGUAAGUAUAUGCUACUUACCAAAAGUUGAUACUAGUCAAUAAGUUUUAUCAUCUACUUCGUUCAAAUGACAACUAGAAUCGUCUUGUACAAAUGUAUAGGUUUAACUUUUUUAGAUGUAAAUGUUUUUCUCUUCAGUAUUUCUGUACACAAAUAUUCUAUUUUAUAUGUUACGACGUAUAAAGUUUUAGUAAUUUCUCGUUAACAAAAUAUGAAUGUGUUCAUAAAGACCAAGUAGUAAAUGUACAAUUUUCCAGUCUUCGAAGCAAUACUGUUUACUGUUUAUAAUAAAAUUUCAGUUAUUAAA